CCAUCCCUCUGAACCUCCACGAGAUCUACGAUUUUUUUGAAAGACGCGACUUCAUGACAGAGGAGUGACAUGGUACACAAAAGUCACACCAGGCUGGCACAGCUCAUUGACAGGAGCUGCAGUGAGAUGAACUGCACUUUCUGUCCUGCAAGGGCAGCUGGUCAAUGCUCUCCCUGAGUUACUUCUCCUGGCAGUGAUUUGUUAGAGUUUUUGACAGUGAGGAAAACAGACUGUGGAUGAGCACAGGCUGGGACACAGCACCAUGCUGGUGCUGCCUUUUACAGCAGUGGCCCUUCCUCCCCUCUGCUCUCAUGAGGGAUAUGGGGUUCAUGGCCUUGUCAAGCUAGAAGGAAAAAUCUGCUUUACACAACCCUUGCUCAGAGUUCUGAUUCCUUCUCCCAGAAAGCAGUCAGGAAUGAUUUCAAAAGGAUCAGAAGUCCCACCUGUAAGUGUGACACAGCCACUUAAAGCGGUGGGUAUUCUGCCAGCCUGGGAGCAAAGAGCCUGGAGCUGAGACCCUGAGGGAGUGUGAGCUCAUCUCUGCUCCUUGCUACCACAGGAGAGGACCCACCAGCUUCACAUGGAUUUUGCUGGCCUUGACUCAAAGUGCUUUCGAGAGUAAGGCUUCAUGCUUUGGGGACUUUUACCCUUUCCCUCAAGGCCAGGUAAAGUGGUCAUGACUUAGACGUCUGGACACAGACCUGCAGGGAGAUGAGGGAUGGAUUCUCUUUGGAAACCAGCAGAACAUUUAAUUUUGGCAAUGGGGUGCCUCAUCUGAGCACCGCAAGACCAAGUAAGCAGUCAGGAUACCAUACGCAGAGAUUGCAGGACCUUUUCUCUGACUUACCAAGAAAACAAGGGCAAAGAAAGGGAAUUUUCCACCUCUCCUAGGGGGCUCCUGCUGAGCAUCCUCCUCUGUCUUCACAGCUCCUUAGGAGACAAUCUAUUCCUAACCACUGUUGUUCUUAACUGUAGCACACUUACAUAUCUCAUGUACAGCAUUUAAAUACAUUGUACAGUUUAAUCUAUUUUUUUAUGUGUAUAUAAAAGCUUGUUUUUAUGAGACAUGGUGCUAACAGAUAAGACAUGGCAAGGUGAACCUCUACAUGUAAUUUUCCUUCCUGGAAACUUGGAGCAGAUGACAAGUACUUUCUGUUCCUUGCGUUCCUCACCAGGACGAACACCCAUCCUCCCUUCAGCAGGCUCUCCAUGCUGGGAGCCUACAGAUGAAGUCACCUCCCUAAGAAUCAUCCUGAGCUACAAGGAAGAAACAAAAUAGAAGAACCAGAAAUACUAUUUGCAGGGUCGGUGGUUUGGGGAAUGAGCAAGUUUUUGUUCACACAUUCUAAUUGUGGUACAUUGCUGGAAAAGAAAAACAAAUCUCUGUAAGACUUUAGGUGUCUGCAACAAUUUCAUCAAAACUCAGAGGCAAUGCCUUGAGAGGUGGCACUGAAUUCUGCUGAUGAGAGAGAACAUCCUGGUGAAGCAGAAAGGAAGAAAUGAACGUGAACCACUGGGUUUUUCAAGCAGUAGCUGCAGAACAAUCUUCUGCCUGAUUUAUUCCCAAGCUUUCACUGACUUUAAAAUGUGACUGAAGCUCAGGCAUGGUGUGCAGUUCUCAGAAAUGAAGAUGCUGUGCAACUAAAGCAGAGGAGCAUGAGAUUUGACUGACAAGGAAGGAAGAGGCCUGUAAUCCACCAAAAGUCUAUGUAAAGAUGAACAGAGCAAGAACUGUCUGAAUAUAUGCACUUAAAGAUACACUCACAAAAUUUAAAUAAGUGGUGGGGUUAAUGAGUGGAUCUCAUACUUCUGCCUGCCUUGUGUUUAAAGUAAUUAAUCAAGAGCUGAUGUUGCCCGGUCCCCGGAGAAAGGGAAGGGAUCAGACAGAGAUGCUGCAGCAGUGUGCAUGCAGACACCCACCCAGGUAGGCUGGUAGGGAGGUCUCCACAUGCUCAGAACGUGGAAAAAGGCAGAGCUUGGAAAGAGCAGCCAGAACACAUGGCUUUUAUCACCAGUUAUGCUGGGUAUACAGGGGUGCUGCAAAUGGAGCCAAGAAAUUUUUCCCACCAUUUUUCCCACCUCUGUCCUUUGCUAAGACUCAAGGUUUGAUCUUUAUCAAGAAGUGUUUGCUCUAGCAGCACACAGAUUUCAGGGUAUUGGAAGAUUACAGUGUUUCUGGCAGAAAAUAAGAUGGUUAAAGUCGACACGAACAUUUCCUAUAUAUCAACUGGGUUUGCAAUUCUUUUUAAAAUCAAGUGCAGUUCCUUUUGUGAUCACUAAGUGGUGUCAGCUAUAAGGACAGCGUCUGCAAGCUCCUGGGAAGUUCUCCUAUUAACUGUUGUUUUAAAAUUGUAGCAGAACUAAGAGGAGGACAUCAGCAAAGACUGUAAUGAAUCUUUUCAGAGGUCAUUUGCACCCUGCUAAGAGACUCUGCUCCAAAAGGACAUGCCGCAAAUCUUCAAUGGGUUGUGGGUUUUGGGGGGUUUUCUUUUCAGUUUUGAAAGUUCUGAGAGGCUGACAAUCAGAAAUUAAAUAUUUGCUUGUGAAUCUCCACUUCAAGGCUGGCAGUUUACUGUCUGACUUGUUCCUGAGUCUUGGUCCAGAGUCUAUUGGAGCUGCUUAAUAACUGUAAAAGGUCUGGCAAACCCCACAAGAACCAUUUUUACGUUGAUUUCACAUUUUUAUCAGGCCAGAAUGCCCUUCCAGAAAUUUUGCAUGAAAAUGCAACUAUGAAAAUAAGGAAAGGAAAACAAGAUACCUCAAAUGAAAAAGACAAUAGUAUGAAGCAAAUGCAGUUUUGAAGACUGAUAGGAAUCAAUUAUUGAACCUACUCAAAAGCACAUCCAAAAUGUUUCUUAAGAGGCAUAUUGAUACCUGAGCUGUUUCUGUGUUCAGACUAAUUACCUCUUGGGAAGAGAAAAGGAACUGUAAGUGUGUAAGCACGUCUGAGAAUUUUUUGUGUAAAGUUAUGACUUGGGCCCACUGGCUUCCCCCAAACUAUUUGCAUGAUUCAAGGCUGAUCUGUGCAGCCAUUCGACUGAAAGAAAACAUUUUAAUUGCAAUCGUAGUCAUUUGGAGUAGUAAGAACUUGCAAAAAUGUAAGCCACCUCAUCAGGAAGCAGAAAUACGAAACACAGUUUACCAGUAGAAGUUUGAUUAGCAAAUGAGGUGUCACUGGCUGGCUGCCCCACUGUGCGGUGUGUGAGCCACCCGUGGGCUGAGGGUUUGGCUGGUUUCGGCAAUAUGAUCACAACCCACAGAAAAAAGGGAAACACAGGAGUAACAAUGACAAAGCAAAAAUGCACAAAAACAAUGGCUCAAACCAGCUGUGUCACCUAUUUUAAUGUCAUCUCAAGUGAAGGUGGAGAGGAAGGCGUGUGCUUGUGGGACAGCAGCCCUGUCUUUCCUAGGGACAGGCCUGGGGAGGGAUCAUGGACCUCUGGAGAUGGGGGCAACCUCAAUGGAAGAAAGGGGAGACCAAAGCUCUGCUUUUUCUCUGAGGCAACAUAUGACCUAGGUCCUGGGUCUGGCCCUUGGCUUGCUCUGGUCUCCUUAACUUAGAAAAAGAGUUGUGUUACAGCACCAGCAGCAGCUCCUGGGUGUCCACUGACUUACACGAAGGGUGCAGACCUCUAACUGGGUCCUCUGAGUUGGGGACAUUUGCACUACUGAUUGCAGCAUGAUUACUGACCCAAACUCCUUUCCUAGAGCUCAGGUCAGGACCAGGGUGGCCUUUCAUCCUGCAACUCACAGGCACUGCUCAGCUGGCUUAGAAAUCUGUGUUUGGAUUUAGGCACUUGUGAAAACCCAACCUUAUGGAAAAGGUGCUUGUGAAAAACCCAUUCCCCCUGUCUGUCUAGCAGCCCAGCCGGGAAAUUGUCAGUUUCUGACUCUGACGUUUGUUGUCAUGUCCCCCAAAAAUUUUGUUAUUCAGCUGAUUGUCAGAGGGGCAGGAAGUUUUUAUGAGGUCCCUCUUACUGUAGCUGAAGGGUGUGGGAAUGUCCCUAGAGUAAGAGUGCAGUGAAUAAAAAGGGGGAAGUCACACUCGAGGCAUCAGUCGCUCUUUCGUCCCGCUGAGCGUACAGCUGAGAUGAUGAUGGUCGCUUGCCUGCUCCUCUCCAGCAUCUGGACCAUUACAUCAGCCUCUGUGCAGGUGAUGAACAGAAGAGUCCAGUCGGUCCAGGCAGGGGGAAACGUUACUUUUUCAUGCCAGUCAGUCACAAAAGAAGAUGUGAUACAGGUGACCUGGCAGAAGGAGACGGAUGGGCCUGAAGACAACAUAGCGACUUACAGUACAAUGAAGGGCCAGAAGAUAGCCAAGGGCUAUGUCAGCCACGUGAGCUUCGCCCACAGCGAGUUACAAGCCUCGGCCAUCUCCCUCCAUGGAGUCACCCUCCAAGACGAAGGAUGCUACAAAUGCAUCUUCAACACGUUUCCCUCGGGGGCUGUCACUGGCAGGAUGUGUCUCAAGGUUUACGCCAUCUUGGACCCCAAAGUGGAAGCUAAACUUAUACCCAAUCCAGAUAAAGCUGAGGACUCUGAGAAAGUGGUGGGGAUAAGCUGCUCAGCAACAGGGAAACCGGCUCCAAAAAUAACCUGGCACCUUCCCAGCAUCCUGCAGCAGAAGCCAAGGGAAUAUCACAUCAAGUUCAGCAACCAGACCGUGACUGUCAUCAGCAAUUUCACCCACACUCCCUCCAAAAUCCUCCAUGAGUACCCCAUCGCCUGUGUGAUCCAACACCCUUCUCUAAAUGUGACCCUGGUCCUGCCCAGGGACAGCCUGGAGCAAGGUCCGGACAGCACCGUGGCACCCACUAUUGCCAUUGCAGUGGGAGUACUGGUCCCCCUGACUUCCCUCCUCCUUCUCACCUGUCUCCUCUGCCACUGCCUCAGGCACUCACGUGACCUGGAGAUAAACCCAGCCUGGCCAUGCUGGGUACUUCCUGCCUGUAGCAAGGCCAAGAAGUGCAGGCAGUAUGGAGCUGCAGGCAGGUGGGAUCCUGUGGUGUCCCCCAGCCCCAGUGCACCACUGAACACCUGAGAAACUACCCACACUACACAUGCAAGAGGGAAACUCUUACAACGGCACCUCAAGCUUCCAGGCAAACCUGCUGUGACUCUUUCCAAGAGUAAUACAGAAAAGGACAAUUUAUAAUAGAUAUUUAUUUAUUUUGUUACACUAUAAUAUUCCGUUUUGUAGGAAAAAAGACGUAAAGUAUUUAUUUGAGAUUCAGGCUGGAUGUGU
Lepidothrix coronata (blue-crowned manakin) is the source of this 5245-nucleotide messenger RNA. RefSeq names its product CD200 molecule (gene CD200). Gene Ontology annotation, biological process: negative regulation of macrophage activation; regulation of immune response. NCBI's taxonomy places the organism in Eukaryota, Metazoa, Chordata, Aves, Passeriformes, Pipridae. The record is from RefSeq and is a predicted model, not a curated record. Gene Ontology annotation, molecular function: cell-cell adhesion mediator activity. The transcript has 8 exons. Bases 4091 to 5041 code for a protein of 316 amino acids.